Molecule: messenger RNA, 2665 nt
Organism: Sinocyclocheilus grahami
Lineage: Eukaryota; Metazoa; Chordata; Actinopteri; Cypriniformes; Cyprinidae
Product: protein 4.1-like
Exons: 19
Coding region: 1-2646 (881 amino acids)
Biological process (GO): actomyosin structure organization
Cellular component (GO): plasma membrane; cytoskeleton
Molecular function (GO): structural molecule activity; actin binding
Source: RefSeq, a predicted model, not a curated record
AUGAGAGCUUGUUCGAAAAUCGUAGCAGAUCAGAAGGAAGACGCCAAGCUGGAGUCCGGCAAGGCAGAAAAGGGGGAGAAGAAGGAAAAGAAGGAGAAGAAGGAGAAGAAGGAAAAGGUGAAGAAGGAGAAAGCAGACAAGGAGAAGAAGGAGAAGCCAGAGAAAAAAGAGAAAGCAGAGAAGAAAGGGAAGGAGAAAAAAGAGAAGAAAGAGAAGAAAAAUGAGGACAAGGCCAAAGGAGAGGAGGGAGAGAAAGACAAGGAGUGUGAGAAGGAAAAAGAGAUAGUAGAGGAAGAGGCCAAGCUGGAAGACGCAGGUGUGGCAGAAACAGAGGUAAAGGAGGAAGGAGAAAAAGAGGAAGAGAAACAGGAGGAGAAUGUGGUGGAGGAGGAGGAGGAGGAGGAGGAGGGGAAGAAGCAGAAAGCAUCUCGCCGCCCCAGGAUCCUGUACUGCAAAGUCAAGCUGCUGGAUGAUACUCUGUUCGAGUGUGAGCUGGAAAAACAUGCCAAAGGCCAGGAGCUGUUUGCAAAAGUGUGUGACCACCUAAACCUGUUAGAGAAGGACUAUUAUGGUCUGGCCAUAUGGGAGACGACAACCAUAAAGACAUGGCUGGACUUCACCAAGGAGAUCAGACGGCAAGUACAAGGCACCAACUACGAUUUCACAUUCAAUGUGAAGUUCUACCCGCCUGAUCCUGCCCAGCUAUCAGAAGACAUCACCAGGUACUACUUGUGUUUGCAGCUGCGGAAGGACAUCAAGAAUGGCCGCCUGCCCUGCUCUUUCGUGACCCUGGCCCUGCUGGGAUCUUACGCCCUGCAGUCUGAGCUGGGCGAGUACGACCUCGAGGUUCACGGCACCGACUAUGCCAAGGAGCUCCAGCUUAUCCCAGGACAGACCAAGGAGCUGGAGGAGAAAGUCAUGGAGCUUCACCGCACAUACAGAUCUACGAGUCCGGCUCAGGCUGAUAUGAUGUUCCUGGAGAAUGCUAAAAAACUGGCCAUGUAUGGGGUUGAUCUCCACCAGGCAAAGGAUCUGGAUGGAGUGGAUAUAAUGCUGGGUGUUUGCUCCAGUGGCCUGAUGGUGUAUAAGGACAAGCUGAGGAUUAAUCGAUUCCCCUGGCCAAAGGUUCUCAAAGUCUCCUACAAACGCAGCAGUUUCUUCAUCAAGAUACGGCCAUCUGACCUGGAACAUUAUGAAAGUGCCAUUGGCUUUAAACUGCCCAACUACAAGGCCGCCAAGAAACUGUGGAAAGUGUGUGUGGAGCAUCACACAUUCUUCAGGUUGACGUCCACAGAAGCGGCCACCACUCCCAGGAAGUUCCUGGCUCUGGGAUCGAAGUUCCGCUACAGCGGCCGAACUCAAGCCCAGACCCGCCAGGCCAGCUCCAUGAUCGACAGACCCGCUCCGCAUUUCCAGCGCUCCGCCAGUAAGAGGGCGUCUCGCAGCUUAGAUGGAGCCAUGGUCUCGACCCCAGAUAAGAACGCCCGUCCCGUCAGCGCUCCCAUCAUGUCUCCCAUCUCCCCAGGCGACAUGGCUCCUUCCCCAGUAGCAUCUGCCGCCCGCACUGACCGUAAAGAGACAUCCACGCCCACGGGCCGUCCACGCUCCACUGAGAGGAAGAGUGAGGUGAAGGCAGAGGCCCAUGUGACAGAUGGCUCCAAAACACACAGCACCAAAGCAGAGGGCACACCUGAAAUCAAGACGGUAGCCCGGCGAGAACGGCGACACCGUGAUGCCCCGGUGGUGACGGCCACCAAUGGGGAGAGAAAGAGCCAGUCACCACGGGCGGACACAGAGAUGGUGCGCAUGAGGAAGAAAAGAGCUAAGAAAACUGAGGGUGAAACUAUUUAUAUCAGACAUAGCAAUUUAAUGUUGGAGGUUUGUAUGGAAACUCUGGAAAUGUCUUGUUUUUGCUGCUGCAUGUAUCACUGCAUGAGAUUCUGUUUCAUCUUGUUUCUUUCUUCAUUCUUCUCACCGCACUCUCUCUCUUGUGUUUUGGUUUGUUUUAGAUGGAAGCGUGCAGCAGGCACGUCCAGGCGACAGCAGGUAAGGGUCAGGUGGGCGCCCGCACCAGGAGGCCCGCCGCUGCUGCAGCAUAUGGAGAAGGAUGAAGAUGAUGAUGAUGAUUGCAAUGAAGAAAAAGACUUUGAGGCUCAGGGACAUGGCGUCCAGGUCUCCAUAGUCGUGUCCACAGAGGAACCGGCCCGUGUCUGCCAGCUGUACCCAGUGCUCUCACAGUCUCCUGUGGUGAAGACGAAAACAAUCACCAUUUCUGAUGUCACCAACUCCCUUCGCAGCGAAAUCGCCAGCAAGGACAUCCCGAUUGUGCAUACAGAGACCAAGACCAUCACAUAUGAGUCUGCACAGCCCAACGCGCUUUCAGAGAAGGAGUCCGGGAUGCUGUUGAGUGCUCAGACCAUCACCUCAGAGACCGUCAGCACCACCACCACCACCCAGAUCACCAAGAUGGUGAAAGGCGGGAUCUCAGAGACCCGUAUCGAGAAGAGAAUCGUGAUCACUGGAGACACUGAGAUUGACCAUGAUAAGGCUCUUGCUCAGGCUAUAAAGGAGGCGAAGGAGCAGCACCCUGACAUGUCUGUGACUAAAGUGGUGGUGCAUCAGGAAACAGAGAUCACCCCUGAGUAACUCCUGCGUGAGACACAGG